This is a messenger RNA of Neohortaea acidophila, 1102 nucleotides long. RefSeq lists its product as uncharacterized. The transcript has a single exon. Lineage: Eukaryota; Fungi; Ascomycota; Dothideomycetes; Mycosphaerellales; Teratosphaeriaceae. The record is from RefSeq and is a predicted model, not a curated record. The coding region runs from base 103 to 981 and encodes 292 amino acids.
AGAUACCUAACUUCUUUGAUUUCAACAUAUCCAAGCGUAUAAAUGACCAGUCUCAACUACAAUUGAGGGCGAGAGAACGCGCAGCGACCAAAGCACGCCGCCAUGCCCCCUAAGAAGCGCCAAAAGAACAAACCGUCCAGUGCGCCAGCCAAUGAAGCAGAUGACACUGCGCACUCAGUAUUGGGCGGCCUACGCGAUCCCACCCUCAACUCUCGCGUUACUGGAGACGAAACAAAAAAUGAAGACGGAGUGAGCAGCUUUAAAAUCCCUUUCGGAGAGAAAGAAAUCGUGUGCGAAGCUCGAGGCUCGCCGUCUAAGUCUGCGCUGAUCUUCACCCAUGGAGCUGGAGGCGGAAUCGCCAACCCGGCGAUGCAGGAAUGGGUCGCUGGCUGGGCCACGGAAUCAAGUGUGAUCAGUUUCCAAGGCACCAUGAAUCUCAAGUCACGAGUCAAGACGUUUCAUGCGGUUAUCGAGCAUUCGCAGGGUGCUACGGCGUUGGGCGGACGAAGUAUGGGUGCUCGAGCAGCGGUGAUGACUGCGAAUGAACUGGAGGAGAAGCCGAAAGCGCUCGUGCUGGUCAGCUAUCCAUUGACUGGGGGAAAGGGAGGCGAUCAGCGACAACCUGAGACGAGGGAAGAUAUCUUAACGGACCUGCCGGACACCGUCGAUGUCCUUUUCGUGUAUGGAUCCGAGGACACAAUGUGCGAUGGUCAAUUAUUGCAGGAGGUUACUGAGCGGAUGACGGCUCGAUCAUGGCUUCUGGAAAUCAAAGGGGCUGAUCAUGGUACGAGUCUGAAGAAGAAGGCAGGUGUUCAGCCUAUCCGGGAUAAGGCUGGAUCUGUUGCAGCCAAAUGGCUGAAGGACCGCGAUGCUGUCAAGCGAUACUGCGCAAUUGAAUGGGAUGAUGAGAACGCAAGGGUGGAUGUCGAGGAGUGGAAGAAGAAGCAGUCGCCGGCGACAAAGAAACGCAAAAGGCGAUGAGCAGGUUUUCAUCGGAAGCUUCUGGUAUUCAACGCCAUCUGACCAAGCAUAAAUCUGUGUAUGAGUCGCGGUGAGGAUAGCAAGAUAGCCUUGUCAUUCCCCGGCGGAUCUUUUAAAGGGC